Messenger RNA from Penicillium cataractarum, 1059 nucleotides. RefSeq lists its product as uncharacterized. Lineage: Eukaryota; Fungi; Ascomycota; Eurotiomycetes; Eurotiales; Aspergillaceae. The transcript is spliced from 5 exons. Bases 1 to 1059 code for a protein of 352 amino acids. The record is from RefSeq and is a predicted model, not a curated record.
AUGGUGACCACCAAUAUUUAUGAGAGUCGUCAAGGGGAGUACCGGGCAGGAACCAUUUCCAUGACGGCUCUGGGUGUGGUUUUUGUCAUUCUGCGUUUUUUGGCUCGAUGGAAGAAAGGCCUCAGGAUUGGCGCUGAUGAUUAUGUGAUUCUGCUUUCGUUAUUAUUCCUGUUCGCGACCUGCGCCCUUAACUUGGCGAUGAUUCACUAUGGCAUGGGUCGACACGCAGACAUAUUACCCGAUGGAAACAUUGUGAUAAUAGCCAAGCUGCUCAUGUCUUUCGAAUGCGUAUACUGUACGACAGUAGGAAUCAUCAAGAUCUCCAUCCUGCUCAUGUAUGCUCGCAUCUUCCCCACGAGAGGCUUCCGCAUUGCCUCGAUUAUUCUGGGUAGCAUCGUCGUCGGGUGGGUCAUCGCAAUCAUCUGCGUGAGUGUGUUUCAGUGUAACCCGAUCGCACGGGCCUGGAAUACUGCGCUGCCGGGUACUUGCAUCAAUCUCAAGGGCUCGUUUAUCGGGAACGCAGUACCGAAUAUUUUGACGGAUAUCGCCAUCUUGGCUCUUCCGGUUCACGUUGUCUGGGGUCUGCAUGCAACCGUGACGCAUCGGCUAUCGGUCAUUGCCAUAUUUCUGCUGGGCAGUUUUGUCAUCUUCACUAGUGCCUAUCGCUUCUCCACACUCUUCGAAUUCGAACCCACGGACACUCCCUGGACUCUCGCCAAGGCCUGCACUUGGUGUCUCAUUGAGUGUUCCAGCGGCAUAAUAUCGGCCUGCAUGCCCACCCUGCGCCCCUUGUUCGUCAUGCUCUCCUCAAAGUUCGCAAGCUCGAUUAGUACCCGCACACGGACAACUGGGGUACAAGGCUCAGGCCUCAAGAGUUACGACGUGGGUGGCUCGGCCUUGCGUCCAUCGGGUGAGAUUCUGGGCAAACAAAAGGUGCAGUUGGAGGUUAGCCAGCCGGAUGAUGCGUCAGGGGAUGAGGUUCCCCUGAAUACCAUUCGGGUCCAGCGCGACGUGACGUGGCAGGAGACAAGCUAUGAUUCUUCGCGACGAUGGAAUUGA